CUCCCCACAUCCCCUCUACCUGCCCAGUUCCCGACGCGAAGCGCAGGCUGCGAGCCAGCCGGGCCGAGCCCACAACUUUGCAGCCUCGGGCAGGGCGAGAGCCGGCGUCUGGGGCUCCUCUUGUCGGCGACCAGAGCUCGGAAUGUAAUCGAGGAUGCUGGCCUUGCGGCUGCUCAACGUGGUGGCCCCCGCCUACUUCUUGUGCAUCUCCCUGGUGACCUUCGUGCUGCAGCUCUUCCUCUUCCUGCCCAGCAUGCGCGAGGACCCCGCGGCCGCCCGGCUCUUUUCGCCGGCCCUGCUCCACGGGGCGCUUUUCCUAUUCCUCUCGGCCAACGCCCUGGGCAACUAUGUCCUGGUCAUCCAGAACUCCCCGGACGACCUGGGUGCCUGCCAGGGGGCCUCGGCCACGAAGGCUCCGUGCCCCUCACCUAGCACUCACUUCUGCCGAGUGUGCGCCAGAGUCACCCUGAGGCACGACCAUCACUGUUUCUUCACCGGCAACUGCAUCGGCAGCAGGAACAUGCGCAACUUCGUCCUGUUCUGCCUCUACACCUCCCUGGCCUGCCUCUACUCCAUGGUGGCCGGUGUGGCCUACAUCUCCGCGGUCCUUUCCAUCUCCUUCGCCCACCCCCUGGCCUUCCUCACGCUCCUGCCCACCUCCAUCAGCCAGUUCUUCUCCGGAGCUGUCCUGGGUUCUGAAAUGUUCGUCAUCCUCAUGCUCUACCUCUGGUUCGCCAUCGGCCUGGCCUGCGCCGGCUUCUGCUGCCACCAGCUGCUGUUGAUUCUCCGUGGGCAGACCCGCCACCAGGUGCGGAAGGGGGUGGCAGUGAGGGCCCGUCCUUGGCGCAAGAACUUACAAGAGGUCUUCGGAAAGAGGUGGCUGCUGGGCCUGCUGGUUCCCAUGUUCAAUGUUGGAAGCGAGAGCUCCAAGCAGCAGGAUAAGUAGCAGACACUCCCAUCAUUUAUCUCCCUCUCUCUCUGUCUUGACUCCUCCUGAGCAUAAAACCACGGCAGCCUUGUUUCCACCCAUUACCCACUACAAUUUGUGCUGGUAAGGUCCUAGCAUCUUCCCCUUGUCUUCCACCCAGGAGAACAGUGUGGGCUGGUGGAUCAUGACAAGGAGGAAAAAUGUCGACCCUGGCAUUGCUAGGCUCCUCAUGAGCCAGCCACGUGGCUGCUGGCCAUUAGGCUGCCUCUGCUUUCGUUCCUUCCCCUUGAGACCCCUACUUUCCCCUCUUCCUGGCUCAUCCCUUCUCCACCAUGUUUAAGUCAUCACUGCUGUCUGCUGGAGCCCUUCCUCUCAGCCUCCAUGUUGGGAGAGGGGAGUGGAUUCUUGCUGCUGGUAUGAGACUCCCUGGGACCUAGAGGCUGACAAAUAUUUAAAAUCACCACGUGUAAGAGGCAGCCAAGUCAGCUCUGCCAACUGCUAGGGGAGUUGGGAAAGAGUGGGUGUGUGUCCACAUCCCCUCUGUAGGAAAAAGAAUUUAGUGGCUUGCUGCCCCUGCCCCCACCAUCCCAGGUUCAAGACCUCUUUUCUGGGAGACAGCAAUCAAUGGCCUGCUUUUUACAACUGCUACUCCCUGUCCACCUUUCCCCACCUGGCCAGCCCAGCCCAGCCCAGGGUCUGGCUGGAUGCUUCCUCUCCCUGGAACUCUUCCAGCUUUUCUACUUGAUCUCCAGCCCCCAGGUCUUUGCCAGAUGCUGGGAAGGCAAGGAAGAAGGGAGAGGGAAGGAGAAUUACUGAUAAAUGAAGGGGGCAUUCAACUGUAUAACCAUAUGGAAGGGUGUGUGUGUGUGUGUGUGUGUGUGUGUGUGUGUGUGAGAGAGAGAGAGAGAGAGAGAGAGAGAGAGAGAGAUAGAGAGAGAGAGAGGUGGUGGUGAGAUGUGUUGUUAGAAACACGUAGGAAUAAUGUCUAGGGGAAAGGGAGAAGUGAGAACAAUUGGGUUCAUUAAUGCCCUGUACAAAGGGCAUUACAGCAGCUGAAACUGUUCAACGUUUGAAUGGCUACCUGCCUGUGAAGCUAGUGAGUACCCCAUCACUGAAGGUAUUCCAGCAGAGUCUAGGUAGUUGUCUGCCAGGCAUGCUGUGGAAGGGAUUUCUACACAGGGUCAUUCUAGGUGAGCUUACACCUUCCUUCCAACCCCAAGGUUCUGGUGUCCUGGUUGUGAUUGCUGGACCCAGAGGCAAGAUCUGCAGAGAUGCCUGUGAGAUAUUUGCUUUCCUGGAGGGGAGUGUGGGCAUGGAAGGCAUCUGAUAAUCAGAACCCAACAGCCACUGAAGAGAGUCUCUGCAGAGACAGGGCUAUCUGGGUGGUUGAGGGGACUGGUAUUUGAGAAAAGGGAGAUGGAGCAGUGUCAGUGUUGGUGGCCGGAGGAAGGGGGGUGGGGUGGGCAGUGGUGAGUUAAGGCUGGGGAGUGGAGAUGACCAGAAUAUAAGGGUGCAAUUCCCAGACCAUCCCUGCACAUCUGACUAACUCCUGUGGAGGCACUGCUGUGUGUUUUGAAACAGAGGACCAGACCCUUGGGGCAUAUGAGGAAGUGGGGACAACACAAGCGCCUCCUCCUGACUGGUCCCAAAGUCAAUAUGACAUUCAUGCGGGCAGCAGUGCUGCAUCCACACCCUGCAAUGUCCAACCACUGACCUCAGCAAUCCCUAUGAGAGUGGCACAACACCCUCGGUUCUUGAGCAGAGCUUGGGAGGACUUGACAGUGGUUCUGCCUUCAUGCCCCCUAGCAUUGGCUUGACCUGCUCAUACUUCUCCCUCCCAUAUUCAUUCAUUUAUUCAUGCAUCCAUCCUACAUAUAUUUAUUGACUGCCAACUACAUUCCCAGCCUCUUCCAGGCACUGGCAAUGCAGUGGUGAACAGGAUGACAAGAUUCAUGCCAUCAGGGGCACCUUGCCACUGCCUCCUGGGCACUGAUUCACACCCCCUGAAAAAUGGUCACUCUGCCACCUUGGUGGUUGGUGGACAGGUCAUUUGGAAAGAAAGGAUGUGAUAGAGAUGCUGAAGAGGUGAAGCCUAGGCCACCUCAAUGGAGAAGUCACUGGGGGCAUCUUCACUCCCAAUUCUGGCCAUACUUAAGCAACGGGAGGAAGAGGGAGGAGGGGAAGGUCUGGGCAAUUUAGGCCUUGACUCUUUCCUGACCCCGGGGCUCAAGCUUGGAAGCCAGCCCUGCCAUUUCCAGCCUCAUGAAGUCUCAGCACGGUGAGGCCUGACAUCCUGGGGAAGGGCAACAGGGCGACCUCCAGGGUGUUGGCUGCUUGAGACCGGUCAAUGGGGUGAUGGCGGGGAGGGUGUCAGAUGUGAGACUUGAGUAGCAUUUGUACACAUGGCUGCUGUAUUGUCCAUGAAGAACAUCAAUAAAAUACAUGGUUUUAAA
Callithrix jacchus (white-tufted-ear marmoset) is the source of this 3381-nucleotide messenger RNA. It is a transcript of the gene ZDHHC22, whose product is annotated as zDHHC palmitoyltransferase 22. Lineage: Eukaryota; Metazoa; Chordata; Mammalia; Primates; Cebidae. The record is from RefSeq and is a predicted model, not a curated record. Gene Ontology annotation, molecular function: palmitoyltransferase activity.